Molecule: messenger RNA, 3064 nt
Organism: Cladocopium goreaui
Lineage: Eukaryota; Dinophyceae; Suessiales; Symbiodiniaceae
Source: the annotation of a GenBank genome assembly
UACUUGGAAUCUGUGACUGUGAUAUUGGUCCUCUUGAAUGCCAUUGUCCUGGGCAUAGAGUAUCAGGUGGAAGGUGAAGUCGUUGGUUUGGCCUUACUUGAAGGCAAGGAGCCAACUUCGGUUGCUGCAAGCACUGUCAAUAUUUUUUAUUGGUUUGAUUUCAUCUUUGACUUCACCUUCCUGCUGGAGUGGGCCAUUUGUUUGUGCAUUGCCAGGAAAAGGUUCUGCUUCACGGUGGAGCUCAUGGGAAACACUAUUUUUGGUUAUGUUUGGAUGUGCUGAAAUGGUCCUGAUUCUCUCGCGGAACGGCGGGGUAAACGUCUCGCUCACAGCGCUGCAUAUCAUCCACGCUGUGUCGUGCUUACGGAUUCUGCGAUGUUUCCGUGUGCUGAGACGGUUUCAAGGCCCCAAACUCCUCCUGACGGCCUGCAACAGCUUCCUUCAUUCCUUGUUUUGGGCCAUGGUAUUUCUUUCAUUGUUCAUGUCUACCAGCGCGCUGUUUAUUGGCAACCUGCUGCUGGAGUACUUCGUUGACAAGCGGAGCAUGGCAGAUAGGUUGUGGGUGUGGGAAAGAUAUGGUACGACCUUCCGUGCCAUCUACACGCUCUAUGAGAUUACCUUUAGCGGAAGCUGGCCGUCUCUCACACACCCUGUGAUCGACAAGGUUCAUGCUGCCAUGGUGAUUUUCUUUGUAGCGUACAUUACAGUGGUCGCAUUCGGCCUGAUUCGAGUGAUCACGGCAGUGUUUUUAAAAGCCACUUUAGACGCUGCCGCGGACGAUGCCGAGCAUUUGAUGACCGAGAGAUUGGUUAAGAAGGAGCAAUAUGCCCGAAAGUUGGAAGCCAUCUUCGGUGCCAUCGAUGAGGAAGGCGACGGCCAAAUCACCGAGGAACGCUUGGUGGAGGCCUUGGAGAGACCGCUGGUCAGAACUUAUUUCCAAACGUCCUUAGACUUGGACGUUCAUGAAAGCAAAGCUCUCUUCCACAUCUUGGAUGAUGGAGAUGGCACGGUGACCCUAGAGGAGUUCAUUGAUGGAAUGCUGCGCUGCAAAGGCAAUGCGAGAGCAAUUGACCAGGUCGCCACUCAAAGAGAGAUCAAGCACCUGGACCGAAAGAUGAGCAGCUGGCCCGAGCACUUGGCCGUGAUGGCCGGCCGGGGAGAGACGCCUUCGUGCCAUGGCGCCGGUGGCCGGAGAUCAAUGGUGAUUGUAACGGGAUUUCCCUUGAGCCUGGCCAUGGCUCAAAAAUGUGCGCUACGAAGCGCAGUUCUAGACCUAACCUGGAUCGGGACCUCACUACUGAGCGCUUUGCGCUGUGGUGAGGCGGGUUUCUUUGUGAAGAUGAAACAGUUCGACAUGGAAAGAAACAGUGGAAACUUCACAGUGUGGCCAAAUGGUGUUCAUGCAGUCACCGUGCAAAGUUGUGGUGCUCGUCAAAAAGCAGAAACAUCGACCACCACCCUCACCGCGGCUUGUGUGGCAGGACCCGGUCGGACCCAGCGCCUUCCACCCUGGCAGGUGGCUAGCCGUGUGCGUGCCACGCCCAUGGGGAGCGAACGUGUUUGCCGCUGCUUCGUUUGCGAUUCCCUGGAGGUGGCGCCCCCUGGCCCCGAGCCGCAGCACUUCCGGCGUCGCUGGACGCGGCCGUGUCCUGGCUGCGCACGCUUUGCCCAUCGCAGUUGCUUGGAGAGAAGGCUCUUGGCGCUUGAUGUAGGUGUUGACACCACAGUUUGCAUCACCGGGUUGACAACAGUCCAUGGCUCGAUGAUCAUAUACUUAGCACUGGCUGGCGUUGCCAGCCUGGCGUCCGAGUCACAGGUCUGUGUUGUACCUCAUCCCAGCAACGAAAACUGGACCUUGGACGGAGCCGAACUUCAGUACAAACUGCAGCGCUUCUUUGCCCAAAAGGGACCGCCCCCCUUGGAGGAAGUCUUCAUCUCCACUCAGAACUUGACUGUGGAGGUACAGGAGACCAUCAUGAAAGAGUGCCCAGGUCUGCUCAUCAGUGCGUUUUUGGUGUUGGCUGAGACACAGCUUCCCAUCUCACCCGAGAAAUCGGGAAAGGCAGUGGCAAAGGCGGACAGCUUGGCUCAGAGCUUGGAUGAAGCGAGCUAUGCAGAGCAGAUGCAGAUUUGGCCCAUUCAGGCUGCGUUUGAAAGCUACACCCGUGCGAUGCAAGAAGUGCAGGAUGCACAGAGGCAAACGGAACAUCUCGAGGUCCAGUUGGUGAUUUGCCACUGUCGUGAAUCCUUGGAUUGGCUUGCAGGACCGCGUUUCUACAUGCCAAAGACUGGAGCUGCACUGGACGUCUUCAUCUAUGAGAAAUGCAACUUCGACACCGACCUGUCAAAGAUGUCUGGGCACUUUCGAUCGGUCUCCAGAGUUCUGGUGGAUGACAAGGGGAUGCGGCGUGACGAAUGCUCGGGCUACCUCCAGCAUUUGAUCGACCACUACGAGGAGCCAGCAGACUACACUCUCUUCUUCCAAGCGGAUGCUGCUGAUCAUUUGCAUUGGGGCUAUCUAUCUUUGGUGAUGAAAUCUUUGGAGCUCCACAGCUUGACGUCUCCCUUCGUCCACCUGAACUACCCGCGGCUCAUCACGUCGCUGUCGCCCUGUCGCGCUGAAGUCUUUCGACAGAUCUUCGAUCGACCUCCAUCGAGGACCUUGGGCUCCUACUGCUGUGCUCAAUUUGCGGUUUCCAGGGCUCGCAUCAAAGGCAACCCUUUGGAGAGGUACCAACGUAUGCAGCAGAUGCUCUUCAGCGAGUCACCGGAAGUGUGUCAUGACAUUCCCGGGCAUCCCACUUUAUGUCUGAUGUUUGAGGUGUAUUGGCACGUUCUCUUCGGUGAGAAGGAUGAGCUUCCAACACGCGCGGAGAAUGCGGCACUGCAACUCUUUCUGCGAAUCAGAGAUUUGGAGAAUGAGUCGUGUCUUGCCAGACCGCCUCCUGAAAUGAAAGAACUUCUGGUGGAAGGGCCGCAGGGCCAUGGCUACUUGAAUGACUCUCGAGUUUUACAACCGUCUGUGCACGUGCUUCACAGUUGGUAUGUAAUUCAUAGAUGUUAA